AUGGCUGCGCAAACCAGGCCUUCAUCUGGCCAAAACGUCCGAGAUACCAAGGAAAAGGCUCGGCAAUGGCUUACCAAGGGAGCCCUCGUCCGUGAAGACUCGGACGAUGAACUAGGUUACGAUGAUCUUCCCUGGGAAUGGAUCUACGAAGAGGAUACAAGCGAAGAUAAAGAAAACAAGCCUCAUGUAUCGGCGACCGAAGAAGACGACCACGAAUCGAAGACUUUGCGACGACGUUCUGGCCGCUCGAAUAACAAGAAACGAAAGAUCGUGGGCGCUCGUAUGGGUACAUUUGAAUGCAGACUAGGACAUGUGGUACUGCUGAAGUCUCCAGAGGCCGGCAAGGACUGGGUGGGCUUGAUCACGGAAUUCGUCGAGGAAGACGACGAGGAUGACGACGAAGAGAUAAUCAAGUCAGCCAAUAUCAUGUGGUUUGCUUCGCCAGAAGAAUUCCUGUCGGCAAAAACGAAAAACAAAAAACGAGCGGACGCUUUACCCAACGAGCAAUACUUAACAGCGGACUUCAACGUGAACCCUCUUACCUCGAUCAAUGGCAGAGGAAGGGUAAUGUCGAAAGAUGCUUUUUUUGCCAGAUAUCCAAAUGGAAUACCGCCCAAAGAUAAAGAAGAGCUGGCAGAAUAUCAGAAGUGCAUUGUCUGUCGAAGAGGAGUCAAUCAACUCCAAGGGAAAUAUACUGAAGAGUUCCUUUGGGAGGAUGUUUACAAGGGCGAUGAAGCAAGCGUGUACAACUUGAUUGAAUUGAUCAAAGCGGGCCUCAAAACGGCCAAGAAGCGCAAGGCCGCUGACGAUGAUUAUGUCGAUAUGAAUGACGGGGACGAGAAAGCGCCCAUUACACCUAGAAAGAAGCAGCGUACGACCGCUCUAACAACGCCGCAGUCAAAACGAAAGAUUUUUACCACACCGACCAGCAAACGGAUUGUGGUGAAAAAACCACUAGAAUUCACUCCACUUGGAACUCGUGUACUUGAUCCUACUCAUUUCACGUCUUCGCCAUAUCGUCAAGCACGAUCAUUACUGCAUGUUUCCAGCGUUCCGACCUCACUACCUUGCCGUAGUGCAGAGUUUGAAACAGUGUAUACUCAUCUCAGUGCCGCUAUCGCCGAAGGUAGUGGUACUUGCAUUUAUAUAUCAGGCACGCCAGGCACCGGCAAGACAGCCACUGUCAGGGAAGUGAUUGCCCAAUUGAACAAUGCGGUGCUUGAUGAAGAAAUGGAUGAUUUUAUCUUUGUCGAAAUCAACGGUAUGAAAGUGACGGACCCCCAUCAGUCCUACUCUCUACUGUGGGAAGCGCUGAAAGGAGACCGCGUAUCACCCUCACACGCACUUGACCUAUUGGAAAGAGAAUUCAACCAUCCAUCUCCGCGUCGAGUCCCGUGCGUCGUUUUGAUGGAUGAACUUGAUCAGCUCGUAACGAAGAACCAGUCGGUCAUGUACAACUUCUUCAACUGGCCUGCUCUCCGCCACUCACGUCUUAUCGUCCUUGCUGUUGCGAAUACUAUGGAUCUGCCAGAGAGAACACUCAGCAAUAAGAUCUCAAGUCGUCUUGGCCUUACUCGCAUUACAUUCCCUGGUUACAAGCAUACAGAUCUCAUUGAAAUUAUAUCAUCCCGACUCGCCAACGUCCCGGGUGAUAUUGUCGAUCCCGACGCUAUUCAAUUUGCUAGCCGCAAAGUUGCAGCCGUUAGCGGAGAUGCUCGUCGAGCACUAGAUAUCUGUCGACGGGCUGUUGAAAUUGCCGAGCAAGAGUGCGAAGCAAAUACCUCGAAGAACGAUAUUGACGACGCAGAGUCACUUCCACCUACCCCAAGCAAAAGUGCCAUACGCAGAACCCAAAGUCAGAAGGGUAAUAGCAAGUCUCUUGUCAAGAUUGAGAGUCCUCAGAAAAAGCCACCGACACAAAAAACUAUUCCACGAGUCACGAUCGCUACAAUAAAGCAAGCCAUUCAAGAAGCAACAUCCACCCCUUUACAACAAUCCCUUCGCUGUCUUCCACUUGCCGGAAAAUUAUUCCUCGCAGCUCUGCUUGCCCGAGUCCGCCGCACUGGUAUAUCUGAGUCUACAAUGGGAGAUGUCUUAGAUGAAGCACGACGAAUUGCAGAUGCAGCAGUGGCGGUUGCCGGGCUCGCAGGAUCCAGCAUCAAGAAUUACCUACUUGGCAAGGACAAUCCGGGUGCAAGAGUACAUGCCAUGGUCUUUGCCGCCAUGGAACUUAUGAAUUCAGGCGUUGUGGCUCUUGAAACCGGUGUUGGUAUUAGGGUUCGUGGUGGUGGAGACAGAAGUAGUAAAGUGAGGUUACGAAUUGCUGCUGAGGAAGUCAAGUCUGCCUUUAGAGAUGACAUUGAAGCUAAGGGAUUAGGCUUGGGUUUUGAUCAAUAG
Talaromyces amestolkiae is the source of this 2397-nucleotide messenger RNA. RefSeq lists its product as uncharacterized. Bases 1 to 2397 code for a protein of 798 amino acids. Gene Ontology annotation, biological process: mitotic DNA replication checkpoint signaling; DNA replication initiation. The record is from RefSeq and is a predicted model, not a curated record. NCBI's taxonomy places the organism in Eukaryota, Fungi, Ascomycota, Eurotiomycetes, Eurotiales, Trichocomaceae. Gene Ontology annotation, cellular component: nuclear origin of replication recognition complex. The transcript has 3 exons. Gene Ontology annotation, molecular function: DNA replication origin binding; ATP hydrolysis activity; chromatin binding.